Toxorhynchites rutilus septentrionalis is the source of this 2394-nucleotide messenger RNA. RefSeq lists its product as uncharacterized. The transcript has a single exon. The record is from RefSeq and is a predicted model, not a curated record. Bases 1 to 2394 code for a protein of 797 amino acids. Lineage: Eukaryota; Metazoa; Arthropoda; Insecta; Diptera; Culicidae.
AUGGAGAGUCAAAAGAAGAGGGACGAAGCCUACCAAAAGGCAAUGCAGGAUCUGGUAUCGAGCCUGGGAUCUGGAGGAUCCAGGACAAAAACAGAGGUACCAGCGGGCACGUUAGCCCCAACGUCGGUAACCCUACCGACAGAGUUAACCAACUUGCUGCGGAAACAAGCAGCAACAUCUUUACCCAUGUUUCAUGGGUCAUACAAGGAGUGGCCGAACUUCAAACGUUUGUAUGACGAAAGCAAACAAACAGGAAACUUCAGCGAUGCUGACAACGUGAGCCGUCUGAUGGCUCAAUUAGGAAAAAGGCCAAAAUCAUACGUCAGCGCCCUAAUGAUGGACCCUGGCAACGAAAGGCAGAUCAUCGAAACACUAUCAAGUAUAUACGGCCAACCAAUGGCGAUAUACAACGAACUGUGGGCAGACUUAACCAGGUUGAGGAACCCAAGAAUGGAAAACCCACAAACAAUGAUCGAGUUUGUGGUCACACUAGGGAAUUUAGUGUGCAACAUGAGGAUGAUAAACCAAAGAUCAUACCUCAACAACCCACUCCAUCUGGCAGAAAUAGUAGAAAAGCUUCCCUUGAACAUCAGAGAGCAGUGGGCCGAUAAAGAAACUAACUGUCUUAUGCCCAUGGAAGGGCAAGAACCAAUCAGAUUAACAUUGGAAGAUCUGUACAACUUUUUGGUGCCACAACAAAGAAAGGCGACGCUACUUUUGGCCCAAAGAGUGAAUUAUGAAAAACCUUUGCUGAGAAACGAAAAUCAAGGCAGAACGAAUGUCCACAAUGAAGGCAUCAAGCAAAAUUGCUCCCACUGCUCCCAACAGCAUAGGAUAAACAUGUGUGAAGCUUUCAAAAAGCUCGAUAGCAAGAAGAAACAGCAAAUAGUCCAAGAUAAACGGUUAUGUUUCAACUGUCUUGGUAAAAACCAUCAAAGUAAGGACUGCAAGUCCACCCGAACAUGUGCAGUGGCGGGAUGUAAACGUCGACAUCACACGUUGCUGCAUGAACGAUCUACUUUGAAGGAAGAACCGAAAGCUAAGAAGGUUCAGAAUCCAGCCGAAAGGGAAACAUCAGCCAAAAACACAAGACAAGAAGGAACACCAUCAACGUCAAAGGACAUCGAAGUGGAAGAGGAAAGGACAAACCUGCAUGCCGUGAGGAAGAACAAAAUAUACUUCCAAGUUAUUCCAGUAACAUUAUCAGCAAGAGGGAAAUCCCUCGAUACUUUCGCCUUUCUCGACCACGGUUCCUCGAACAGUUUGAUUCUAAAAGAUGCAGCUGAGGAACUUGAGUUACAUGGACCAUCCUCACCCCUUAAAAUGUUGUGGACCAACGAAUCGGAAUAUUCUGACCCAGAGAGUCAGCUGGUGUCGUUUGGUAUCAAAGGUACUAAUAAUAUAACCCAUUCGAUGAGAAACGUCCGCACAAUCAGAAAACUCUCCUUGCCGAGACAAACACUGGAUUACGAUGAAUUAAAGGAAAAAUAUCGUCAUCUAAGAGGACUUCCAAUCCACGGGUAUCAAAACGCUAAACCGACCUUGUUAAUUGGGCUAGAUCAUCCCUUAUUAUUGACACCAACGAAUCAGCGUGUCAGCAAAGAAGUUUCAGUAGCGGCUAAAACACCACUGGGAUGGACCAUACACGGGAACGACAAAUUGGAAACAGACUCAAUCUUCACGUGUAUUCAAAUGGAGACAGAAUCUCUAAGAGAAGAAAUUCAAAAAUUCUUCUCUACGGAAGAAUUUGGCGUGAAAGUAACGACGAUAGACGAACGUAGUACCGAAGAAAAAGUAAAGCCAACAACAACCACGGAAGAGGUGAAAAUAUUCAAGAUAGACCAAAUACCCGAUGUAAAAUUGCAGCUAAAUUGGUGUUCAAACUGGCAGAAGUUGCGGAAAGCCGUAGGAUAUUGGAUCUUCUACGUCCGAAAACUCCAAUCGAAAGUGCGAGGAAAACCAUACCGAAACUUUGUAACGGUCAGCGACUACAGAAAUGCCGAAAUAUUGAUCAUAAAACAAACACAAAGAGAAUCAUAUCCACAAGAUUUAAUCACGCUAGAAAACAACGGAAGGGUUGAAGUGAACAGCUCCAUAGCUGAACUAGAACCAACACUUGACAGUGAUGGGGUAAUAAGAACUACCGGUAGAUUGGACAAAGCAAGAUCACUACCAUACGCAGUCCGACACCCAAUAAUAAUUCCAAAUAAGCACCACGUGACCGACCUCAUUACGAAGGAUCACCACGAGAGAUUCCUCCAUCGCCAAUUGGAAGCAGUAAUUGCAGCGAUCAGACUAAACUUCUGGAUAGUAAACACCCGCAGUGCAGUUAAACGCGCAUUCGCGAAAUGUCAGUGGUGUAAAAACCAAAAAUUCACCCCGCAAGCACCUUAA